Messenger RNA from Scheffersomyces amazonensis, 4628 nucleotides. RefSeq names its product Ras family guanine nucleotide exchange factor (gene BUD5). Lineage: Eukaryota; Fungi; Ascomycota; Pichiomycetes; Serinales; Debaryomycetaceae. The transcript has a single exon. The coding region runs from base 94 to 4572 and encodes 1492 amino acids. Gene Ontology annotation, cellular component: plasma membrane. Gene Ontology annotation, biological process: positive regulation of GTPase activity; Ras protein signal transduction. The record is from RefSeq and is a predicted model, not a curated record. Gene Ontology annotation, molecular function: guanyl-nucleotide exchange factor activity; protein binding.
CAAACGACUCGGUACAUUUCAGUACCCUAAAGUAAAGUACUGCAACGAAUACCGAUAACGAAUAGUAUUACCAACUAAAUCUAUAAAACUAUCAUGUCCAGUCAGGGCCCUCUAAAUGGUAAUUAUAAUGGUGCCCCAAAUGGUCCCCUAACUGCUCCCCUAAAUUCUCAUUUCAGUACUUCUUCCAGCGUAUACUCGCCUGUCGAAUCUGAAUUCCCCUUCCACCAGCAGCAAAUUGAAGCCCUUAACGAAAUAGAAGAAUUAGAUCCUCACGAAGUCGAUUCCGAUUGGGACGACGAUGAACCUGCUUCUUCUUCAUCCCGAGGUAUUGCUACUGAAGAACUGAAUCAAACAUUUCAAACAUUUAUGACGGCUAGAGGAUUAGACUUUAGUGAGGAUGAAUUAUCCAAUACCUCCCAUCAAUUCCCUGUAGCCAAUCCAAGUUUUGAUUCGAUCAACCGAUCAUUACUCAAUACUGAUACGGUUAAUGAAAGUUAUCAUGAUGAAGAUAAAACACCUAAAUUACCUCAGAAUGGUUAUGCUAACGAUAAUGGUACUGACUCAGUAGACGAUAAGACUCCACUUAUGAAUACUGAAGGCUUUGACGCAUCACCCAGCCCUCAUCUCCCUCAACAGGAGCUUAGUUCAAAAUUCCAACGACUCUCAGUAACUCUUCAACAUACAACUGCUUCGGGUGACUCUCACCAAUUCAUGAAUACGUUCCAACAGAAUGUUAAUCGACUUUCCAAACCAGGUAUAGCACCUACGAGUCGUUAUUAUAAUAAGAUUGAACAAUUCCAGGCUGAUGAUAAUACCGAUACAGAAUCGGCAUAUAUUCGUGAUGAACAAGCAUCUCAAACCAGUAGCACUAGUCAACGAUCAAGUGUCAUUAGUCAAAGCAGUAAUAUCGACCAUCUAUCAACCACUCAAUCUACUCAGUCUACCACCAGUAGUUCACUGGCCUUUGUAUUCAAUCAAGAUUCAGGUUCUAGCUACAAUCUUCGAGGUUCUCGAGUAUCACCGGUAAAGGCUCAGACACAAACAUCCACGUCUUCUUCUCCAGAUGUGCCUAUCCGUCGAGACUUGAUUAGUCAAUUUGAAAAGAUUUCUUCUAAUAAGGACUUGCAGAAUAUGACUGAACAGGAAAAGAAUGAUCUUUUAAUUGCUUCUAAGAAUGGUCUUAAUAUCUCGUUUGCUGAAUCAGAACCUCAACCUUCUACGACCAUCACCAAAACCACCACCAACUCCACUACCAACUUAGCGGAAGAUGAUGAUUCAGAUUUAUCAUCCUUAUUCAUUAGAGCUCUUCAUCCCUUUGACUCACUGACUUUACAAUCGGAAUCUGAUGCUUCUAUUUGCCUUUCAUUCGACAAGGAUGACUUGGCAUUUGUCCAUACCAUUGAUGAUUCAGGUUGGGGAGAAGUUACUCUUGUGGAUUCCCUCCAACGUGGUUGGAUUCCUAUGAAUUACUUUGAAAUUGCCAUUGAUGAACCUGAGGCUAUCCCUAAUAGUAGCUACUUAAAGCCUCUCUUCCAUUCAUGUGCUAAGUUCCUUAUGAACCCUCUCAGUCAUCAGAAUCGAAGAGGUAAGUAUACCUUUUCUAUUAGAACUAUUAAUGCUAUUCGUGAUGGGGUACGACUUCUUCUUCAACAUACCGAUUGUCUCUCCCGAUCCAAUGAGAUUGUCACGAAGAGACCAGUAGUUCGUAAGUCUCGGAAGUCGUUAUUGGCUGAUUGGUAUAACUUAAUGGUUAAGGCCAAUGAAUUUAAAGGUACAUCCAAUUUCAAUAAGAUUGAGAUCUUGACCCUUAUGAUUUAUCAAGUGACUCGUAAGGCAGUGACAUUCCUUCAGAUCUGGUCCAUUGAAAGUAGAGAACUUCUUGGUAAUGCUACUACCAAAGAAUCAGAUAUUGGUGCGUAUCCCACUGUUGCCAGUCCUCCAUUGGCUAAGCAUAGAAUCACUGAAAUUAAUGGAAUCCUUUACUCAUACUUGGGUCUUAUCAUUGGUCGUCUUGACUUGAUUGAACAUAACCCGGUGGGUUGUGAUACCCUUGAAACUAUGGCCCAUCAUAUCAUUCUUCUUCUUCGAGAACUUCUUUUCAUCUCCAAGCUUGGACUGGACUUUUCUCAUGAGAAGCCUGCUGAUUUGGAUGGAUCAUUAGAUUCGCUCUUAUCACUUGUUAGUGACUUGGUAACCCUGGUAAAGAAUUUGGUGGUAAAGACCCUUAAUGAAUCAGAAGCUGAUAAGCGGAAUACAAGUCUUAUGCCAAGUACUGAUACAUAUUAUUAUACCCCAGAAGGUGGAGAUUUAAUUCAAAUUGCUUCGAAAAUGAUCAAGUCUAUUGCUACUACCAUAAUGUCUAUCCGGAGAUUAUUGGAAGUGACGGGCGACUUCAAGCUCAGUGCCGAUAGAUCGUAUCCUGACUAUACGGCCAUGAAGAUUGAUCCUGAACAAUUCAUCAGACAGUGUUCGGUAGGUAUUGCCUCCCAUACCAAUACCAAUACCAAUUCCAGUUCCAACAAUUCCAAUACCUCCAAUAGUAAUGCCUUUAGACCAGUCCAGAGAUCUUCUAAAAAGGCCAAUCGAUACUCGAUGAUCCGAUCAGGAAAGACUGGUGAAUUGGGUCUCACUUCCACUGGGGCUUCAUUACUUCAAGAUGUAUUGGGUACUGGAGAUGGUGAAGGAGAUACUAAUUCACCAUUCUCUGUAUCCAUUCCUGCUUUUGAACCAUAUACCAGUACUACCACCAGUACCACCAAUACUACUACUCCUACCACUACUAAUGCUGAAGAUAUCAAUAAUGAACUCUUGGUUGAUCGUAAUGGUAACUUACUUGGAGCCUCUUUCCAUGGCCUUGUGUAUACGUUGACUAACGAAACAUCUCCUCCGGAAUACUUCUUUGUAUCGACAUUCUUUAUCUGUUUCCGAACAUUUGCCAAUGGUAUAGACUUUAUUGAAGAGAUGAUUACUCGAUUUGAUAUGGCUCGUAAUAUCACCAGCAAUGCUCAUGGUCAUACGCGAGCCGAUAUCACCGCUGAAGUUCAAUUGAAGAAGAGACGGAGACUCAUUGUUAAGAUGUUCCAAAUUUGGAUGGAAUCAUAUUGGAACCAUGAGUCAGACUAUAGUUUAUUGACAACUCUUAUUAAUUUCUUUAAUGAAGGUAUAAGUCAAUAUCUUCCCCUUGAAGCCAUGAAAUUGAUUGAAGUGGCUGCUAGACUUUCUACUAAACCACUCAUUGAAAACCAGAUCCAAUUAAGAACUGUUCCUCGGUAUGCCGCUCAAACUCAAUUGGUUAAUAGAAGUAUCACCAUUGCUCGAUUUAAGAGAAAGAAUUCCUUCUCCAGUCAUAAUGGUGAUGGAUCACUUUCUAAUCGAUAUUCUAUGGUGGAUGGUUAUGAAUUAUCCAAGAUUAAUACCAAUUCAUCAACCACUAGUUCCUUAAAGUCUAUCUCCUUACCUAUGCCAUUGGGAAUUGGUAAUCAAACAUCUUCAUCGAAUUCAUUACUCACCAAGAAUCAAUUCCAAACCAUUGAAAGAGUCAAUAAUACUUAUAGACAAAUCCUUACCACUAGUUGGUGUCCUCAGACAGUACUUGAUGCUCCAGAAUAUAUCAGUCUAGAUCUUGGUACUUUAUUACCUAAUUGGUUCCAAGUAUGUGAUCAAACAUGGGUAUUAUCCAACUAUAGACCCAACUUGUUGGACUUUAAUGGAUUGGAAUUGGCUAAACAAUUAACCAUUAUUGAAUCAUCCAUCUUUUGUUCUAUUAAACCAGAAGAAUUAUUGAAUGAAAAUUUUACAGCCAAGAGAGCAUACUUACGUUUGGCUCCUAAUGUUCGUCAAUCACUUUUAUUCACUAAUUGUUUAUCUGGUUAUGUUCUUGAAUCCAUUCUUCAACCCAAAAUCAAUCAGAAACUUCGGGUUAAUAUGAUUAAAACUUGGUUGAAAGUGGCUAUUUCUUGUUUAUACUUGAGGAACUUUAAUUCAUUGGCUGCUAUCAUUACCUCUCUUCAAUCACAUUUGAUUACUCGAUUAGAUAAACUUCGAGAGGACUUAUCGGAUAAGUAUACCGAACUCUAUGAUUAUUUGGCUACUAUUAUUCAACCUGAUAAGAAUUAUCAUGUAUAUCGUACUAAAUUAAAGAACUUUUUAGUAUCGAAUGAUUAUAAUAUCCCUAUUGUUCCUUACUUUUCCCUUUUCUUACAAGAUUUGACCUUUGUCACAGAAGGGAACCCUAAUUAUAGAAAGGCCAAUACAUUUUUAAAUCAGAAAUUGAUCAAUAUCGAUAAAUACUUGAAGAUUACUCGUAUCAUUGCCGAUAUCGAAAGUUUACAAAUUCCUUAUACUAAGUCUUCAACUACGACCAGCACUAAGGAAUUAAAGAGAUCUAGUAUCUUUUUAAAUAAUAAGCUUAAUGGUGGUCCAGAACCUGAAGACUAUAGCAUUGUUUCAGUACCCAGCUUACAAGAGUUGAUUUUAUUAGAAUUAUGGAAGGUAUGCCAAUUAAAUAAAGCCGAAGAGGAUCGUGCCUGGAAAUUGAGUUGUACCAUUCAACCUCGAGACAUUUCUAACUAAUUGUAUAGAUUUAAUGUACUAUUAUGAAUGUUUAAGUCCUAUGUGGUAGUAGUGCG